AUGUCAACGAAUACAACAACAACGGUGACAAUUUCUCAAAUCAACAACGAUAAUAAUAAUAAUACAAAUUCUUCCAAUUCAUCAUUUCAUCAUCAUCAUGAUCAUGAUCACCAGAAUCAAAAUCUAUUCAUUAUAGCGGCAAACGAUCCAUUAUUAUUGAAUAAUCGAAAUGAAUCAUUAUCGAAAACGAUUUUAUCAAAUUCUACCUCAACAACAACAACCGAAUCCAAUACUACUUCUACUACUGCCACUACUACCUAUGAUCAUCUGAUUACUAAUGAUAAUAACCAGAACAAUUUCUAUCAUAAACAAUCCACACAACAACAACAACAACAAAAAUACGCAGCCGAAUCAACUACCGUUUCGGAUGAUAAUAAUGAUAAUGAAACGGAUGGCAAAUCAAUUACAAAGACAACAGCAGCAGCAGAAAAUCGAACGAUCUCAUCAAUCAUAUCAUCAUCAUCUUAUCAUACACCAUAUUCACCAUCGCAGCAGCAGCUAAUUGGCGAUAAUGUCAUUAUGUCAUCAUCAUCGUCAUCAUUAUCACCGUCCGUUACAAAUACGGAAAUCACAAAUUCUACAAAUGGAUUCAUACAACAACAAGUCAAUAAUAAUACCGUUAGUGAUAUAACUGUUGAUUCGACAACAGCAACAACAAAUCAUCAACAUCAUCAUCAUCUUUUACAUCAAAAUGAACAGUUAUCAUCGCCGGUUAUUGAUUAUGGAAUGACAUUUCCUAGUCCAACAAAUCAUAAUCAUCAUCAAACAACAACAACAUCAGCAUUUACAAUUACAAAUCGAUGA
Molecule: messenger RNA, 804 nt
Organism: Dermatophagoides farinae (American house dust mite)
Lineage: Eukaryota; Metazoa; Arthropoda; Arachnida; Sarcoptiformes; Pyroglyphidae
Source: RefSeq, a predicted model, not a curated record